CACUUCACAUGGCAGCUGUUCAUUGAUGAUGCUGAAAUACGUGAGUUAGAAAGCAGCAUCUCAGAAGAGGUUCAAUUGCAACCCGAAUACAGUGAGGGACUACACAACCUACUGGGCUACAUGCAACAUCUACAGGGCAGGAAUGACGAUGCCCUGGAUAGUUUGAACAACGCUAGAGAGUCACUCAAGAGAGAGCACAUUGACCAAUCAGAUGUGAGAUGCCUGGUGACCUGGGGCAACUAUGCCUGGGUCUAUUACCACAUGCGCAGAUGGGAAGACACACAGAAGUACCUGGACAAGGUGCAGGAGAUUUGCAACAGGUUUGAAGAUUCUUCCCGCUAUAGAGUGGAGUGUCCUGAGAUGGACUGUGUGGAAGGAUGGGCCUUGCUGAAGUGUGGAAGAAAAAAUUAUGAACGGGCCAAGGCCUGCUUUCAAAGGGCUCUGGAAGUGGACCCUGAAAACCCUGAAUUCAACAAAGGCUAUGCAAUUGCCGCCUACCGCCUG
This is a messenger RNA of Ochotona curzoniae (black-lipped pika), 504 nucleotides long. Its product is annotated as interferon-induced protein with tetratricopeptide repeats 1B-like. The annotation marks the transcript as partial. Gene Ontology annotation, biological process: defense response to virus. Gene Ontology annotation, molecular function: protein binding; RNA binding. Lineage: Eukaryota; Metazoa; Chordata; Mammalia; Lagomorpha; Ochotonidae. The transcript has a single exon. Gene Ontology annotation, cellular component: cytosol. The record is from RefSeq and is a predicted model, not a curated record.